Suillus fuscotomentosus is the source of this 360-nucleotide messenger RNA. RefSeq names its product DNA-directed RNA polymerase N-terminal domain-containing protein. The record is from RefSeq and is a predicted model, not a curated record. The transcript is spliced from 2 exons. Bases 1 to 360 code for a protein of 119 amino acids. Lineage: Eukaryota; Fungi; Basidiomycota; Agaricomycetes; Boletales; Suillaceae.
AUGUGGGACUGGCAUCAAAAGCUCAAAACGCGUCUCGAGGCAGAAAUAAAAGAGAUCAUCGUUGCGGAGGCAAAAAUAUCUACAAGCAAUCAAGUCCAACGAAUGGGCCCCUUCCUCUCCCUUGUUAAGCCCGAGAAACUUCCCCUUAUCACUAUCCUUGAGAUCAUGCGCCUCCAAGGCAGCAGCGGUGUCUCAGAUGGGAUGAAAACUGCCUGGGCGCUCCUCACCGUCGGGCGCGCUGUCGAGAAUGAGUACAAAGCUGAGAUGUGCAAGCGCAACCAUAUCGCCAUGCACGCCCAGGCGAGUUCACUGGUUAUUUCACGGGCCUCGGGUACAAGGACUUGCAUGCGCGCCGGAUGA